Strongylocentrotus purpuratus (purple sea urchin) is the source of this 1114-nucleotide messenger RNA. RefSeq names its product coenzyme Q-binding protein COQ10 homolog B, mitochondrial. Gene Ontology annotation, biological process: ubiquinone biosynthetic process; cellular respiration. NCBI's taxonomy places the organism in Eukaryota, Metazoa, Echinodermata, Echinoidea, Camarodonta, Strongylocentrotidae. Gene Ontology annotation, cellular component: mitochondrion. Bases 231 to 956 code for a protein of 241 amino acids. The transcript is spliced from 5 exons. Gene Ontology annotation, molecular function: ubiquinone binding. The record is from RefSeq and is a predicted model, not a curated record.
AGCUACGGAAUUAUGCAUGCCCUGCAUGUACCGGCGCGACUCGCUCAUAGAUAUUGCGUAGCUACACUUACACUCCACAGCUAGCUAGUGCAGUGGAUGGCUUCACUGUAACUUUUUGAGAUGUAGUAAAUUUGCUCUGAUUGAUCGUCGAUGCAUUUGAUUUUGCUUCAAAACAUUCUUUCCACCGACCAUAGAUCAUUGAUAUUUUCGCUUAUAGAGUGCACCAGAAAAUGGCAUUAAGAACUGUUUCCAGAAUAUUAUUAUCACAGUCGCAGAAGACUUCGCUCCGAAUAUGGAUGGCAGAAACGAAGAGAUUGUCAACAAGGCAUAUAUGUUGCUGUCCAUUCGCUGGGAACCCCGCGUGGGACAUUCAAACUUCUCAUCGCCCUAGUCGAACACCAUCUUUGCAAGUGCCAACAAGAACAUUUAUCUCCAUUCAGUCUCCACUCAACUUUGGAGGUAAAAAGAAGGAAUAUUCAGAGAGAAAAAUCAUAGGAUAUUCUAUGUCAGACAUGUAUGAGGUGGUGGCAAAUGUCGAAGACUACAAGAACUUUGUCCCCUGGUGCACCAAGUCUACCAUCGUAGCCAGGAAGGCAGGCCACUUCAGGGCACAGCUAGAGAUCGGCUUCCCGCCCUUGGUAGAGAGAUACAUGUCAACCGUCACUGUCGCUAAACCUCAUCUAGUCAGGGCUGUAUGUACUGAUGGAAGAUUAUUUAAUCAUCUGAUAACAACGUGGAGAUUUGGUCCAGGACCGAAAGGAAAACCAGACACGUGUAUGGUUGACUUCUCGGUCUCGUUUGAGUUCCGAUCGGUGCUCCAUUCGCAUCUAUCCCACCUCUUCUUUGAUGAGGUCGUGAAGAAAAUGGUGAAGGCGUUUGAGAUGAGAGCAGAAAAGAUGUAUGGCCCACAGACGAAUGUAUCGCGGUCUGCUCUCUUCCCCGAUACCCACUCUUGACGAAGACCCAAACUUAGUUAGAUGUUUUUUUAGUAAUCUUGUCAUGUAUUGUGUAGUUAGGCCGUUUUAUUAUGAGCAGCUGUUGUCACUAUCUCUUUGCAAGGAAUAUGGAACUCCUUACAUGUGGCAACAAUUACAUUAAAACAAAAAUAAGAACA